Molecule: messenger RNA, 534 nt
Organism: Acaulospora colombiana
Lineage: Eukaryota; Fungi; Glomeromycota; Glomeromycetes; Diversisporales; Acaulosporaceae
Source: the annotation of a GenBank genome assembly
AUGUCUGAUCUCAAAGACGGAAACACUCAGAAACACGUUCCGAACUGGAAGAAAUUUCUCACUUUGAAAAGUACAAGUUCGACGGAGGCAGUCGGGAAGAACAGUAGGGCAGGAGAGAAUGAUUUAAAACUAAAAAGAGGUCCUAUAGAUGAUGUAAGCUUGAUAGACUCAAAGAUUCAGGAACAAAAUAAUUUUGACAUCGAAGAAAAAGGUACCGGAACCUCUAGAAGGAAGAAGAAAUUGAAACCGUCAAAAGAAAAGAAUAAUGAAUCAACAGAAAACACGUCGGAGAAUUUGGAAUUAUUGGUAGCGCAGUCCGAAAUAAGCAUUCCUAAUGAAUUGCCAACGGCUGCUAAAAUAGCGGAUCUAGCGGGUCAAGCACGUGAAUCUACAUCAAGGGAAGCCCAGGCCAUCGUCAACAAAUCAGAAUUGGAAUCCGCAGACGGAGACAAAGGUGAAGAGAAAAGCGCCGAGACAUUAGAAUCCACGACGAAGUUUGCUAGGGCCCUGGAAAUACUAAGAAUACUAUCUUGA